AUGGCUACAGGAGGAGGAGAAGAUGCAAUAGCACAGCGUAUAUUACGUAUUACAGACAUUGCCCAGGAACCAUUGCAAUUUCUUGCACCUAUUAGCGGUUAUGGGAAAGAACCGCUUGUUUCACUGGAACAAGCAGUAGAACCACUUGUUCCGAUGCUACCCGAAGUUCAGAGUCACGCUUAUGUUGCUAAACAAAGAUGUGAGAAUCCUGCUGAUGGAUUGACGCAAGAUGAAUCUGCAUCAAUUAUGCUGUACACGAUGGGAUGGGAACCACUUGAUGAAUGCCUAUACUUCGUUUUGAAUGACACAUUACGAUCAUCAGAACGACAACAAAAACUUAAACCAUGGUAUUUGUUUAUAAGACUCUUUCUUAAUGCACUAUUUCUUCUUCCACCUCUUGUAAAAACUGCAUACAGAGGUGUUAAAUUAGAUCUAAGUAAAAAAUAUAUCGCAGGGAAAACAAUCGUCUGGUGGGGCUUUUCAUCUUGCACAACAGCCGUUAAUGUUCUACAGUCAGAACUAUUUUUGGGAACGACAGGUGACAGAACAAUGUUUACCUUACAAUGUCAAUCAGCUAGAAAUAUUCGUAACCAUUCGUAUUUUCCAGCCGAAGAUGAAGUACUGCUUAUGGCUGCAACUCAAUUCAAAGUAAUGGGCUGUCUUAAUCAAGGAAACCUUCAUAUUGUUCAACUGGAAGAAACUAGCCCACCAUUUCCACUCUUACAACCGGUAACAGUUGUUAUGUCAUCACCAAUCAAUCCAACUUCCCCAAGUAAGUAAAAACGAUGAGAAAAGAAUACUUUAUUUCUAAAAUAAAGCUCCAGUUUUCGAUACUGCGAAAAAUAUCAAGGAUUAUAUCCUUCAACCAAUGUACCCAUAAUAAAAUAUGAACACAAAGAAUCGAUUUGCUAUCCAUCUGAAAAAAACCUAUUAAAGAGCAAAUUAAAAUCGAUUCAGUUUAAAAGAUCAGAAAAAAAGAUUCUUCAUAACAAUUUUCGACUGAAUUCAAUGGAAUUUCUAGUUUCAAAUAAUGAUUUUCACAAAAAGUCGAUUUUGUCCAAGUCAUCAAUUAAAAACCUCAUUAACUUCAAUCACUUUUCUGAUUCAAUCUACCGAACUAUUGUUUUUGUUAGAUGAAAAUAAUUGAUUUAAGUUAAUUUUUUUUUCUAAAAUCAUGAAAAUCGUUCAAAGCGUUGCCAUGACUUUAACUUAAUUGAAAGCACAUGACAAUCGCUUGGAGUAUUUUCUUUAGAAGAUGCUUUUCUUUCAUGGAUUGCAGGAUUUACUGCCGUAUCCUAUAUUGCCGUUGUAAAUUGUUGUUCAUAUUUCAAUUCAUAUUUCAAUUUAGUUGAGAUUGAAAUGCAUUAAUUUUGUUUGUUUGUUUGUAAUGAGAUUUACGUAUAUUCUUCUUAUUUUGACGAUAAAAACUGACAGAUAUAAUUGUUUAUUCGAUAAGUAAUUAUGAGUAACUCUAUUUACUGUCUUAUUGUAUAACUUUGUGUUUGUCCUAAUAUCAGACAAUGAUUUGAUAUAAAAGACUUUCUUGGUGAAUUUCGAUCUCUUAAGAUUGCAUAUUUCUGCUAUUUUUGAUGAGCGGAAUAUGGGAACAUCAAAUGAUUGGCUGAAUUUCGAUUGCUGGCAAAUUCGCUUUCCAUGUUUAUUUAUUAAUGAUAUUUUCUCGAUGAGCGGGAUAUGGGGACAUCAAGUGGUUUGUUGAAUUUCGAUUGCUAGGAAAUUCGUUUUCUGUGUUUGUUAACAACUCAUAUUUAUUUUAUAUGGGGGCAUGGGACAUGGGGAUUAGGGCUGUCAGCGUUCCCCGUUCCUUAGCGUUCCGCUCCUAGGAACGGAAAGGCAUCUCAAAAUCGCAUUUUUCAGCUUCAUUUCAACAGAGCUAGGUUUCUAGAUGUGUUCGCUUGUCGUUUUAUGUUUGGGUGUUUGGCGUUCCCGUUCCUGGGAACAGGAAACGCAGCAUACAUUUCUUUCAUUUUUAAUGAAAACUUUACAAAGUCACUGGAGAAAAGGCAAUUUCAUAAAAAUAAUGGAUUUUUAUAAAGUUUGACCAAAUGUAAUCGAGGUUAAAGAAUCUAAAUCUGCAAUCCGUUUCUGAAAAUUUUGAAUUUGAUUUUUUUGUCAAGCAAAGGAUAUUUUCUAAAAAUGACGAUAUUUUAUAAAGUUUGAACAAAGGGAAUCGGAGUCGAGGAAUCUGAAUCUUCAGUCGAUUUCUCAAAAAUUUCGAGUUCGAUUUAUCUUGUCAAGGAAAGGGUAUGUUUGAAAAAUUAUAAUUUUUUUUUUAAUUUUGAUUAAAGAUAAUUGAGGUCAAGGAAUUUGAAGCAGUUAUCAGUUUCUCAAAGCUCUGAGUUGAAUUUUUCUUACUAAAAAUAUCUUUUUUUUUCAUGACAAAAUUGAGUUUUUAAAGAAAAAGAAGUUUUUGCGGAAAAACGAUCGCUUAUGAAAUUCUUAUUAUAAUAUUCUCGUUAUUAUUUCCUUUAGUAUUGUUUUACUAUAGCUCUUUUUACUAUUAACUAUUCGUUGCAAUGUUUUGUGUGAUGCUGUUAUAAUACUGGUUUGCGAUUUGUUCCUUAUCAAACUGCUGAAUGCUAAUAAUAAGCUUCGACUUAUCUUUUGGUUUGGGAAUGAAAGAAACCCGCUAAAACAUCUUUUAUGUUCUUAUUCGAACAGUGCUUCAAACUAACGAAGACAAAAUUUUAGUUAUUGAAGAGUAGUUUCCAUAAAACUAAUAUUUAGCUUAACUGACCAUAAAUAGACUCUACAGGUAUAAAAUCUCUUCACUCAGUCUAAUCGUGAUAUUAAGUAUAGGCAAAGUUUAAUUAUCAGACAAACUCAGUGUCUGAUUCAAUGAGUGAUGUCUUUCAUUAUAAAAGCAACUUUGAUCGAAAUUAAAGAUCUGGGCCGUAAGAGCUUCGUAGCGAAAACGUCAAAAUAAAGCGGUCGAUGCUGAAGAUGUCGACAGUUUAGAGUCGAAAGUAAAAUUGUCGACGCUUAAAUGCAGAAACUAGAAAAUAUUAAAGGCACAAUAUAUGAGCGUGCACGAACGUAGGCAAUAAGGAAUGGGGUUGUAUGCGAGUGUACUGGUGAAAGUUUGGAUGUGAACGAGAAAGUGGGUGACUGUGUAGAUCAAUAUAGGUGAAGGGAGAUAUAGGCAGCUAAGGUUGGGUGGUGGCAUAGCUAAGGAGUGUGGGUGCUGGUGUAUCUUUUUCUAAAGUCAUUCUAACAUUUGCAUUGAGGCAGAAAAACUUCGCAAAAAACAGUAUUAGAAACUCGAAUGAACACGUACAGUCGAUAGUAUAACUAUCUCAUUACAGUAUCUAAUCUCCUCACUUGUUUGCCUUUAAUCCUGACAAGAAAAAAGUUAUGAUUGUGUAACGAGAAGAUCAUUGAAGGUCAAUAAAAUGAGGUUUCAAGUAUUUUGCUUGUCUUUCUAGUUUUGCUUGGCCAAUAUAAUAAGCGCUCUAUUUGAGCUGACUUAUGUAGGUUUUAAUCUUCUGAAAAAGUAGAUAUUCAGAAUUCUCCAGCUCAGCUUUCAACAUUUUCAUUUUCUUUUACUCAACUUCAUAUUUUUCACAUUUCUACUUUCGACCAAAGUUGAGUGAAUCAUUUCGCAUACUGGCUCUGAUUAAAAAAAAACAUCUGUUAGUGUCGAAAGUUAUUCCUUACAAAAAGAGCAUUUUCUUAUCUUUUUUGAUUUAGUAAUUGACGAAUCUAACUAGACUCCUUAGUUCCCAGAGACUAUAAUACAUAUGACAUUUCUCGCUUCAAGGAGUGGAAACUCAACCCGUAUUCCAUGUUCCUAUUCCUGGAAACGAAAUGAGUGAGCGACAUUCCUACGGUGAGCCUGAAUGCUGUUGAAACUAAACACUUAUUCAAUCAAAAUUGAACAAUUAUGUAUUCAUGGACAGCUUUUCAAGCUCUAACAAAUCAUAUAUAAAUAGAACAAAAAAUAAAGUUCACUCGAAUUAGGCAUUUUCGACACCUUAAAUUCGAAAUCUACGAUUACGAUAAGCAUGUGCCUCCAUUAUCAGCCCAAUUUCCAUGAACGGAGAAUGUAUCGUAUGCUGCAUUCUCUAGGACUCUUUGAAUAUGCAGAUAUUUUUUAUAAAUGCUUGCUUAUCUUUUUAAAUGAAAAUUAGUUGUUCCCAUCCUUACUGGUUUUGAGCAUUUCGUUUCCAAGCAACGGGAGCACGUCUCAUAGUGCAUUUCAUAUAAUUGUCUCAAACUAGCGAAGUCUUUAAACAUGUUUUCUUUUCUUCUUAUAUCAGAGUGUUUGACGCUCCCGUUUCUAGGAAUUACGAGUGUACAACUCAUGUUCAUAAGCGCUAAUAUAAGUGUGAGCACUUUUCCUGUAUUCAGCAUACAAGGAAAGUUACUGUUACUAGUCAGUUACGUUGCCCGAUGGGUGUGGGUGUGGGUGUGGGUGUGGGUGUGGGUGUGGG
Messenger RNA from Rotaria sp. Silwood1, 4451 nucleotides. The record is from the annotation of a GenBank genome assembly. Lineage: Eukaryota; Metazoa; Rotifera; Eurotatoria; Philodinida; Philodinidae.